AGAGAGACAGAGAGAGAAAGCAAGCAAGAGAUCAGAGUCCCGGGAAAGUCCUACCGCGCCUCGGGCAAUUAUAAAAAUGUGACCCCUGGCUUGGCCUCCCAACCACCACCCUCACCUGCCGCGUGCACCCGUCUGCAUCCAGCUGCCGGCUCGGUUCCGCGUCCCCGCCGCUCCCUCAGCAUGUGCCCGCUUCGCAGCCUCCUCCUCCUGUCCACCCUGGUCUUCCUCCACCACCUGCCCCACCUCAGUUUGGGCAGGAGCCUCCCCCCGACCACAGCAGGCCCAGGAAGGAGUUGCCUCAACUACUCCCAAAACCUGCUGAGGGCCGUCAGCGACACGCUGCAGAAGGCCAGACAAACCCUAGAAUUUUACUCCUGCACUUCUGAGGAGAUCGAUCAUGAAGAUAUCACCAAAGAUAAAACCAGCACAGUGGAGGCCUGUUUACCCCUGGAAUUAGCCACGAAUGAGAGUUGCCUGGUUUCCAGAGAGACAUCUUUAAUAACUCAUGGGAGUUGUCUGGCUUCUGGAAAGACCUCUUUUAUGACAACCCUGUGCCUUAAAAGUAUCUACGAGGACUUGAAGAUGUACCACAUGGAGUUCCAGGCCAUGAAUGCAAAGCUUCUGAUGGAUCCUAAGAGGCAGAUCUUUCUAGACCAGAACAUGCUGGCAGCUAUUGCUGAGCUGAUGCAGGCCCUGAAUUUCAACAGUGAGACUGUGCCACAGAAACCCUCCCUGGAAGAAAUGGAUUUUUACAAGACAAAAGUCAAGCUCUGCAUCCUUCUUCAUGCCUUCAGAAUUCGUGCGGUGACCAUCGACAGAAUGAUGAGCUAUCUGAGUUCUUCCUAGAAUGCUGAGGUCUCUCCUAACCUUAAAAUCAUUUUUAGAAAAAUUGGAACCAAAGAGAUUGUAAUCGGGCAUGGGUUAAGAACUGGGGAGGGGGUGGCUGGACCUGUCCCUACUGAAGCUGGUACAGAAUUCUCAUGCUUGUUUCCAUGAGUCAUCUUUCCAGACUUGCAGAAUGUGACUGUUCUAUCCACAUGAUUCUUUUGAUCAAGUCUAUUUCAUAUUUACUAGGGAUAAGUUAUUUUUAUAAGUUUUCAUGAGAAAAUUGAUGAGGGAAAAUGUCCUCACAGAACGUGUUUUCUUUUUUUUCCCUUUAAAAGAAGA
This is a messenger RNA of Odocoileus virginianus texanus, 1167 nucleotides long. It is a transcript of the gene IL12A, whose product is annotated as interleukin 12A. Gene Ontology annotation, cellular component: extracellular region. The record is from RefSeq and is a predicted model, not a curated record. NCBI's taxonomy places the organism in Eukaryota, Metazoa, Chordata, Mammalia, Artiodactyla, Cervidae. Gene Ontology annotation, biological process: immune response. Gene Ontology annotation, molecular function: growth factor activity; interleukin-12 receptor binding.